This is a messenger RNA of Lemur catta (Ring-tailed lemur), 1486 nucleotides long. It is a transcript of the gene LZTFL1, whose product is annotated as leucine zipper transcription factor like 1. The transcript is spliced from 10 exons. Gene Ontology annotation, biological process: negative regulation of protein localization to cilium. The coding region runs from base 170 to 1069 and encodes 299 amino acids. NCBI's taxonomy places the organism in Eukaryota, Metazoa, Chordata, Mammalia, Primates, Lemuridae. The record is from RefSeq and is a predicted model, not a curated record. Gene Ontology annotation, cellular component: cytoplasm.
AGUGCAUAACUGUAGGCCAGGUGCUUCCGUUCCCAUUAGCAACCGGAGGCUUCUAAACCAUUUAGUCUCCCUCCCCCGCUUCUGCGGUCUAGCAACCCUUGGUAAUCCGAGGUUUGGCGAGACUCCGUCUGGCCUCUCUCCUUUAGGCUACCGACUCCCGCCUUCCGCCAUGGCAGAGUUGGGCCUAAAUGAGCACCAUCAAAAUGAAGUCAUUAAUUAUAUGCGAUUUGCUCGUUCAAAGAGGGGCUUGAGACUCAAAACUGUAGAUUCCUGCUUCCAAGACCUCAAGGAGAGCAGGCUGGUGGAGGAGACCUUCACCAUAGAUGAAGUCUCUGAAGUCCUGAGUGGGUUGCAGGCUGUGGUUCACAGUGAGGUGGAGUCUGAGCUCAUCAACACUGCCUACACCAAUGUGUUACUUCUGCGGCAGCUGUUUUCACAAGCUGAAAAGUGGUACCUUAAGCUGCAGACAGACAUCUCUGAACUUGAAAACAGAGAAUUAUUAGAACAAGUUGCAGAAUUUGAAAAAGCAGAAUUUACAUCUUCAAAUAAAAAGCCUAUCAUAGAGAUCAUAAAGCCAAAACUUGUUCCACUUAAUGAAGGUGGAACAACAGAACUCCUAAACAAGGAAAUUUCAAGACUUCAAGAAGAGAAUGAGAAGUUGAAGUCAAGGUUGAAGACCAUAGAAACACAGGCUACAAAUGCCCUGGAUGAGAAAUCAAAACUAGAAAGAGCGCUGCAAGAUUUACAGCUCGAUCAAGGAAAUCAAAAGGAUUUUAUAAAGGCCCAAGACUUGAGUGACUUGGAAAACACAGUUGCUACUUUAAAGAGUGAGUUUCAGAAGACACUUAAUGACAAGACAGAAAACCAGAAGUCACUGGAGGAGAAUCUGGCAACAGCCAAACAUGAUCUACUCAGGGUUCAGGAGCAGCUGAGAAUGGCUGAAAAGGAAUUAGAGAAGAAAUUUCAACAAACAGCUGCUUAUCGAAACAUGAAGGAAAUUCUUACCAAGAAGAAUGACCAAAUCAAAGACCUGCGGAAAAGACUGGCAAAAUAUGAACCUGAAGAUUAAAAACCGAAGAUGUCAUCUCGAAGCUGCCACAAUAUGAAUAUACAAGCUCUCUCACCUCAGGCAUGUAUUUUGAAGCAUUUUGUCAUAUUCCCUCUACUUAUUUUUCUAAUAUUUGGACUUUGCUUCUAAUAUUUAGAACUAGAGUUCUUACCUUCAGUUGUCUAAUAGAGAAUAGAGAAAACCUAGUGAUUCUGGCCGGUAGCCCCACACACUGGUCUGCCGAGCGCUCCAGAGUCUCAGUUUGCAUGCAGUGAGGAUUCUUUACAACAAAGAAGAGAUUUUUAGAGUGGGAAGAAGAGUCUUAUCCUUUUGCAUUAGUAUAAAGAGUAUAUCUUUUUAACAAAUGUUAAAGAAGCUGAUAAUGUCUGUAUUUGUGUAUUCCUCAAGGAUAAAAAUAAAAAGUGUUGUUAAAGAUAA